CCCACGACUGCUGACGGACUCUGUUGUAUUAGCUUGUUAGCGAGUUGUACACUGUCCAGCAUUUUCUCUAUAAUUUUGGAGCAAUAGAAAUGUAAAUGGAUACGUAAAUGACUUCAGUAUCUGCGAUUUCUUAUUCAAAACAAAACCUGCUGUACAGGCUUCUGGUCAUCACUUUAGAAAACCAUGUUUUCUUUAUAAUGGUUUCUAUAGCAUUCAGUAAGUUGCAAACUAAUUUGAUAAAUGUUCUCUUUUUUGUUAGCCAUGGAAUCAGGGCCAAUUGAAGUAGCAGCCCUAGGAAGACCUCUGUAUCCUGGAAUGCUUUAUGACUGCCGCAUGGAUUCCUUCAUUCCAGGUGUUACUCUGUGGAAUAAGAAAUCCUUGAGCGAAGAUUUGGACACACGUCCGCAGCUCCUGACAGAUUUGAAGUUCAGUAGCUCUGAUUCUCUCUCUAGUAAGUCUGGUCUCCUGGAUGUAAGUGCUUCCCUGAAAGCCAGCUUCAUGGGGGGGCUGGUGGAGGUGGGAGGAUCUGCCAAGUAUCUGCAUGACACCAAAUCCUCAAACCAGCAGUCCAGAGUAACAAUGUAUUACAAAGAAACCUCCAGUUUUGAACAGCUCACUAUGACCCAGCUGGGCCAGAUCACCUACCCUCAGGUAUUUGACCAGAAAACAGCAACUCAUGUGGUCACGGCUGUGCUGUACGGAGCUCAGGCCUUCAUGGUGUUUGAUCGGACAUUUUCCAAAGACCAAAACAAGCAGGAGAUUGAGGGAGAACUGAAUGUCAUGGUCAAGAAGAUCCCUGCAUUUUCAAUUGAAGGAAAAGGAGAUGUACAAAUGACAGAGGGUGAAAAGAAAAGGGCUAACAAUAUUAGCUGUACAUUUCAUGGUGACUUCCAUCUUGAGCAGAACCCCACCACAUACAUGGAGGCCCUGAAUUUGUUCGAGCAGCUCCCCACUCUGCUAAAGAAGAAUAAACAGAAUGGGGUUCCCAUAAAAGUCUGGCUGUAUCCUCUUCAUUUAUUGGAUAACAAAGCAGCUCAGUUGAAGAGAGAAAUCUGCACAAGUUUGGUUUCCAUCACUGAAGAUAUAAUUGAGGGCCUGGGAGAAGCAGAGAGGACAUGCAAAGACCUGUCCAGAAGUGCAAUGGAAAAUUCUUUCAGUGAUAUCAAAGAGAGGCUGCUCUCAUUUCAGGCCUCAUUUAGCACUUACAAGAUCAUGUUCAUGAAAGCAGUGGCAAAGGUCUUGCCUGGCAUUCGAGAAGGACAGAUGGAGGAGAAAUCACUGAAAGACAUCUUGGAAAUCCACAGAAGCUCCCCUUUUAAUGAAGGCAUGCUUAACCAGUGGUUAGAUGAUGCAAAGUCUGAACUUCACCUCUUGAGUUUUCAAACCAACAAGCUGAAGGGGAUCACAAUUAAAGACUCGGAUGGUCUCAACGCCAUCCUCCUUGAUCCUGAUAUUGAUGAUGUGGUGUGCUUGACUUUCACAUCUCUGAAGUAUGAAGACCCGUAUCUUUUAACACUUAAGGAAUACCUGAAUUCUGACAAGUUUCAAGAGCAAGAUGGGCAGGGGGAAAUGUUUUCUAUGGCACCUUUCAAAAAAUGGUUCAAUGAUUCUGAUAUCAUAGUAAAGAUGAGAGAGAACGUAUGUCAUUUCAGGCAUUUGUCAGAGAGCAAUACAGAUGCAAAGAGAAUCUGCUUCGUUAUUUCUGCCAUUUCUGAUCCCUCCAGUCAAGGCUCCUCCAUCUAUCUUUAUGAAAAAGGGAAACUGACAUGCAAACAGGUAAAUUUCAUGUCACUGCCACCACCGAUAGUGAAGGUUGUCUUGGACAAAUCCGUGUCCCUGAAACUGUGGAAGUCCCCAGAUGAAGAAAAAGUGCAGUACAGAGUGGAGUACAAGCAGGUAAAAGCAGGUUCUGGAGCUGAGGAACAGUGGCUUGUCAAAAACACAGCUUAUGAAGACUACACUCUGACUGGAUUGGAGCCUGGAAAGCAGUACUGGAUCCGCUACAAGACAGUGCACAGAAAGGGAAUGAGUCGAGCCAGUGAUACUGUCAACAUUUUAUCUUCUUCAGUUCCUUUCUCAGAACAACCUGUGAUUGUGGGUGGGACAGGAGGAAAUGAAUUCUUCUUUAAUACUCCUUCCAGCAGCACUUUUGAGAGGAUCAUCUUUACUUUAAAUCAAGAAACACUGAGAACAAUCCAGGUGACCUUCAAAGGCGGCCACAAGAUUGAAGUUGGCGCUCUAAAAGGAACUUCCCAGCAUGAAUUUCUAUUUGACCACAAUGAUAAAAUUGUUGCUGCAACACUGUGGCCAAAUAAGAAUCAGAACAGAUGUGGAGGUUUGGAAUUUGUGGUUGCCAAAAGCAAUGGUAAGAGAACAACAUUAUCUGUCAAGUGUCCACAGCUGGGUAUGCCUGUCAAGGUUGAUGUGAAGUCUGGAAAGUGUUACGGCAUUGCGGGGAGGAGCGGAGAUGAAAUUGAUGCUCUGGGCUUCUACUUCAUUUAGCCUCCAUCUCUAUAUAUAUAUAUAUAUAUAUAUAUAUA
Molecule: messenger RNA, 2540 nt
Organism: Ctenopharyngodon idella (grass carp)
Lineage: Eukaryota; Metazoa; Chordata; Actinopteri; Cypriniformes; Xenocyprididae
Product: cytolytic toxin-alpha-like
Exons: 4
Coding region: 241-2502 (753 amino acids)
Molecular function (GO): protein binding
Source: RefSeq, a predicted model, not a curated record